CACAGUGUGGAGAAAACUGUACUCUCAGAAUGACUGAUCCCAUGCUUGACCAGAUGACCAGACUCAAACUCAGGCUGCUGGAGAAGAGACUGGAGAAUGAGAGGGACAACAAGGACGGCAGAGCAGAAUCUGCCCUAUCCACCAGGAGUUUUGAUGGGCAGGUGGAUGCGCUGCACAGUGUGCUUAGACGAAAAAAGGACCUGCUGCAAAGACUGAGGGAGCAGCACAUGUUGGAGGACCUGAGCAGACCUCACACCUGGGGUGGGACAGGGAGACGGUACCGCCCAGACCUCCUCCCUCCUCCUGUCCCUCUGCCUCCUACUCCGGCCCCCAUCCAUAUCUACCAGCCUGCCCUUGCACCCCCCGCUCCACCCCCGCCACAGCCCCCACGCAUCAUCCAGCAAAUGUUGCCCCAGCAGCCUACUACCUUCAUACAGCAGUUACCACAGCAACAGCCCCUCAUACAACAGAUACCCCCUCCUCAGCCUUACCCUGCACCACGGUCUGGGAGCAUCAAAGAAGACAUGGUGGAGCUGAUGUUGAUGCAGAAUGCUCAGAUGCAUCAGAUCAUAAUGCACAACAUGAUGCUGAAAGCAAUACCUCCCACAGCCCUGUCACCACCUAACCCAGGACAGGAUGUUGUUGUGAGGUCAGCGGUCAAACCAAGAGGAAACUCCGUCCACCACCAUCACUACGGCCCC
Molecule: messenger RNA, 701 nt
Organism: Salvelinus sp. IW2-2015
Lineage: Eukaryota; Metazoa; Chordata; Actinopteri; Salmoniformes; Salmonidae
Source: RefSeq, a predicted model, not a curated record